Striga asiatica is the source of this 408-nucleotide messenger RNA. The record is from the annotation of a GenBank genome assembly. NCBI's taxonomy places the organism in Eukaryota, Viridiplantae, Streptophyta, Magnoliopsida, Lamiales, Orobanchaceae.
AUGGUUCUUGGAUUAGUUCAGAAUUCAAGAACAAAAUUCAUACCGAAUUCUCGGCAGAGUCUCAUAGAUCACAUGACGAAGACAGGAAGUUUAGCAAGGGAUAAAAAUCGGCAAUCCGAGAAGACUAAUAUGGGAGUAGAUAAAGUGAACAAAGGAUUGCCAUUAACCGAUGGUUUGUCUAUAGGAACCGAAACUGCAAAUCCCACGUUUGGGGGCAACCUGCCAAAUGUUCAGACUCCUCAAACUCAGCAAAAGGAGAGUACUUUUAUGCCAAGUAUCCAAUCUCCUCAAACUCAACAGAAGAAGAUGACUCUUGAAGGUACUCAGCAAAAUGAAAGCACUCCCGAGCCUCCAUCACAUCAGGGAAAUCAACAUUCUCAAUCACAGGAAGAUAUCAUUGGUACAUAG